Messenger RNA from Macadamia integrifolia, 1546 nucleotides. Its product is annotated as protein GIGANTEA-like. The coding region runs from base 615 to 1310 and encodes 231 amino acids. The record is from RefSeq and is a predicted model, not a curated record. Gene Ontology annotation, cellular component: nucleus. The transcript is spliced from 7 exons. Lineage: Eukaryota; Viridiplantae; Streptophyta; Magnoliopsida; Proteales; Proteaceae. Gene Ontology annotation, biological process: regulation of long-day photoperiodism, flowering; response to stress; regulation of circadian rhythm.
UAUUUGAUUAUUUUGUUGUUAUUUUUUUAAAUUCAUUCAUGUGGUCGCGUAUAUGUGGUAUGUCAUGUAUGUGUGGAAUGCAUGCUUGUGGAUGUGUAUCCGCGAGGAGAGGGAAGUGCCUGAAAAUAUCAAUGCCACGUAAUAACUAUCACAAUGAGCGAGUGUGCCAGCUCGGCUGUGCCCAGUAGCGGCGAAGGAUCUUUUUCUCGCCUCCCAUUACCUCUCAAUAAUCUACAAAAUCUACUUCUUUUCUUCUCUUCUCUUCCUGUUCUCAGAGACUCACAGAAAACCUGUAACAGUGAAGACGAAAAUCUGAAGAACGAGGCUUCAGAUUCCUGAAAUCUCUUCCUGCGAAUGGAAAAUCAGAUAAUUUGAACUGUCCGUGGAUGGUGAAGAUAAGAACUGUGGAUUUAUGAGAGGACUGACGAAGUUAUUCUAUACUUCAGACUUCAUUGAUUCUCCGUCGUAAAUUAAUUUUUCAGAGAGGUGGGGCGGGUUCUCUGCUUCAAGUGUCAGAUAUCGUGACUCUUGAUUGAUCACGGCCAGAGAUUGUAGCAUGCUUUGGUGUUAGUAUUCACUUUAGGUGUAGAUAUUUUUCUCUCAUAGAUAUUACUAUGGUGAGCACAUCCGAAAGGUGGAUCGAUCAUCUUCAGUUCUCCUCGUUGUUCUGGCCCUCGCCCCAAGAUGCUCAACAGCGACAGGUUCAAAUUACUGCUUAUGUUGAUUAUUUUGGUCAAUUCACAUCAGAAAGGUUUCCCGAAGACAUUGCCGAGCUAAUCCGGAGUCAUUAUCCAUCCAAGGAAAAAUGCCUUCUUGAUGAUGUUUUGGCAAUCUUUGUGCUCCACCAUCCAGAACAUGGCCAUGCUGUUGUCCAUCCAAUUAUUUCCUGUAUAAUUGAUGGUACACUGGUGUACGACAAGAAUAGUCCUCUAUUUAGUUCUUUCAUUUCUUUGGUGUGCCCAAGCAGUGAGAAUGAAUAUUCCGAACAAUGGGCUCUGGCAUGUGGGGAAAUUUUACGGGUAUUAACUCACUAUAAUCGGCCAAUUUACAAAGUUGAAAGUCAGAACUGUGAAGCAGAGAGAAGCAGUAGUGGCAGCCAUGCCACAACAAGUAACUCUUCUGAGAGGGAAGCGUGUUAUUCAUCUUUGCAGCAACAUGAGAAAAAACCUAUAAGGCCGUUGUCUCCCUGGAUUGCUGAUAUAUUGCUUGCGGCACCUUUGGGUAUUAGAAGUGAUUAUUUCCGUUGGUGUGGUGGGGUCAUGGGUAAAUAUGCUGCUGGAGGAGAACUGAAGCCACCUACAACUGGUUAGUGAAGCAUCUCUUUUGUCAUCAGUGUGAUGUAAUAUAGCAUGUAAAUCUGGCUAGAGUUUAAAUUUUUUCACACUUUCUCAAUUUUGCAUGUAUUUUAUAUUUUAUUUUUCUUCCAAAAGGUUUUAAUCUGCAGAAUUGUUUUUGGCUUGUGAAGGCUUUUAGGAGUGAUCUAAGUUUCGGGUUUUACUAACUUCGUUUUAAAGAAAUGAAAUGGAAGAUCUCUUCCUUGGUGUUA